Medioppia subpectinata is the source of this 852-nucleotide messenger RNA. The record is from the annotation of a GenBank genome assembly. Lineage: Eukaryota; Metazoa; Arthropoda; Arachnida; Sarcoptiformes; Oppiidae.
AUGCUUUUAAUCCCGGCAUUAAUCGCAUGCCUAUCGCUAUGCACUGACGGCCUGUAUUUGUUGCGGUGCGGCCUUUCGGGCACCGGUAACCGUAUCAUUGGUGGUGAGGCUGCCCAGCCGUUGUCGUGGCCCUGGAUGGUCAAAGUGCUGGUCAACUCGACCACACAUAAUAGUAGUCAACCCGCGUGGAGAACCGAGUCGUGCGGGGGUUCGCUAAUCAGCGACCGGUGGGUAAUGACUGCCGCCCACUGUUUUGAAUUGGAUGCGGGCUAUAAGGUGUCCGAAAUUGAUCUCACUUUGGGCGUCACCGACACCCGGGUCUACGAGUGGACAAAAGUGACCCGUUAUGGCGCUGACUAUAAAGUACACGAGAAAUACAACCAUACUACAAUGGAAAACGAUAUCGCCUUGAUCAGAUUAAACAAGCCAUUAGACCUGGAUGGUUAUCAAAAUUUUCUGGAGCCCGUAUGCCUACCGCUGCCGGGCCUGAACCCGGACACCAGUAAAUGUGUGGCCACCGGAUGGGGCCGUACGGUAACCGGCGGUGAUAUAUCACCCGAUUUACGGGAAGUAGCUCUACCUCUAAUACCUGACGAGAUCUGUGGUCGCGCGUAUCCUAACGGUUCACAUCCGGGUACAAAUUUUUGCACCGGCUAUCCGGAGGGCGGCAAAGAUAUUUGCCAAGGUGACAGCGGUGGACCCCUAAACUGCCCCCUUCGCAAUGGUGUUUGGGUGGCUUAUGGUGUCACCUCGUUUAGUGGUGACAACUGUGGCGCUGCCCUCAGUCCCAGCGCUUUUACCAAAGUGUCCGCUUACGUGUCCUGGAUUGAGUCCAUUAUUCAUAGCUAUUAA